This is a messenger RNA of Lactuca virosa, 1110 nucleotides long. The record is from the annotation of a GenBank genome assembly. Lineage: Eukaryota; Viridiplantae; Streptophyta; Magnoliopsida; Asterales; Asteraceae.
AUGGUUGUCUAUCUCAUCCUUGUGUUGCUAUCCUGUACCAUAUUCUUUUUCGUGUCAUAUUCUAAUGCGGUAGACAGUGUAUCUGCAAAUCAACCAAUCAUAGAUGGAAACACAAUUGUUUCAUAUGGCGAGACGUAUGAACUUGGGUUUUUUAGCCCCGGAAAGUCAAAGAAUCGAUAUUUGGGGAUAUGGUACAAGAAGAUAUCACCUUGUACAGUUGUCUGGGUUGCUAACAGGCACACACCAAUCACCGAUGCAUCUGGGGUGUUUGAAGUCACUACAGAUGGAAUCCUGCUGAUUCACAGUGGUAUUAGUAUCGGUAAUAGAUCAGUGAUUUGGUCAUCAAAUUCUACAAUAUUAUCUGUUAAUCCAGUGGCACAGCUUCUGGACACUGGAAAUCUUGUGGUGUGGGAUGAAAGUAGCAACAAAGAAAAUCCGAUCUGGCAAAGUUUUGACUACCCUGGUGACACAUUCCUACCAGGAAUGAAAUUUGGGAAGGAUUUGAUAACAGGAAGAGAGAGAUACUUGACAUCUUGGAAGAGCCCUGAUGAUCCUUCUGUAGGAGAGUAUAAACUCUGGUUAGACACAAAUGGAUAUCCACAAAUAUUUGUGGUAAAAGGUCUAGUUAGACAUUCCAGGCUUGGACCAUGGCAUGGUCUUGGGUUUCGCGGGUUUGCAUUGGAAAACACGAAUCCAAUUUUAUAUGCAGAGUUUACUGUUAACGAUAAGGAAAUAUAUUAUGGAGUUAAACUAAAGAGUUCAGUUAUUCUGAGGAGGGUUAUGAUGAAUGAUGGCAACCCACGGCAGUUGAAUUGGAUCCAGCGAACCCAAGAAUGGGUCAUGUAUGGAAAUAUAGUAGUUGAUAGUUGCAGUUAUUAUGGACGUUGUGGUCCUUAUGGAAUCUGCAGCAUCGAACUUCCCCCUUGUAGGUGUAUGGAAGGUUUUGAACCACGAGUGUCAGAAGAUUGGAAUGGAGGAGAUUGGUCGUUAGGGUGUCAACGCAGAAAGCCUUUGAAUUGUGGGACUCGGGAUGUCUUCCAUAAAAUUUCAGGAGUGAAAUUUCCAGACACACAGCGCUCAUGGUGUAGACAAAUCGACUACAAUAAAUAA